AUGUGCACGGUGGGCCUGAGCAUUGUCAUCUUGAAACACAAAACCGUCGACCAGCGCAGCGAGCAAAUGGGACAACAAUCGGUGCCAGCACCACCAUCAGUGCCAGCAUUCGACACCGGUAACGUGAAGGUGAGCGACACACCGCCCAAGUGUAUCAAGCCGCUGACGGUCAAUGAAACCGACGGCGACGCCUACCUGUGUGACCUUGAAACGGCGCAAGCAGAGUUCACGGUCCAGAAACUAGCCGCAGAUCCAGAGUUUUGCCUGUAUUACACUAGCGGUACCUUGACGCCUCCUCAAUAUGACCUGAGUGUGUCGUGUACGGACAAGGAAGGGAAAGGAAAUAUCGGUGUAAUACGUGUUUACGUGGAACCCAAUCAGCCGCCAGUCGUCGCAGGCAGCCCGUCACUGACCGCUACACUGGACGUUUCUACCUACACCACGGGGACGCCAGUGUUCACGAUUCUAGCGACAGACGCUGACAACGACGCCAUCACGUUUACGACAACCACCGGAGAUCCUAAUUUCACUGUCGAUCCAAACACAGGCGAGAUCUUCCCAUCGGCCGACCCGAGGUCGAUGACGGCGACAUCUGCAACGUUGACCGUUGAGGUGUCCGACAACGUCGCUGGACAUACCCCUGUAACCGCCAACAUCGUGAUCAACCUUCAAAAUUUAAACGUCGUACCAGUCUUGCGUAAUUUCGCAGCUUUGUCGCCAGGAGUGACGAUCCCAGAAGACCAGGGGCCAGGCGAUUUGUUUACACUGGACGUUGACGACAGCCUGGCAGUGCCAAAGGUCACUAUAUCCGGAACAGUCAAUCCUGCUUCCGAAACAUCCAUGUUUGAAUUUAACGACGCUGGCCCGUAUUCAGUGAAGCUGGCUGCGGGUAAGAAAUUUGAUGCCAAGGUGCGGACCUCGUACAAUGUCACGGUGACCCUGUUUGACGGAUUCCUGUCAAGUCCCCCGUACACCAUACCAAUAACUAUCCAGGACGUGAAUGACCCCCCUGUGUUUUCCCAGCCCACGUAUGCCGUGGCGGUAAACGAGGGAGGUGCGAACACGCGGACCUUCACCCCGCCAGGAUUUGCAACCACAGACGCGGAAAGCGAUACCGUGACCUACUCCAUAGGAACGGCAUCCCAGAGUUCCAUGUUCAGCGUCGACCCGUCGACCGGUGCCCUGACCAACAUAGUGGCGUUGGACUACGAGGACGCGACGACGCCGAAACCCGUCCGGGCCGAGGUGUGCGCCAGUGACGGGAAGGGCGGCCAGGCGUGUGCCCUGGUGGACAUCACACUGAAGGACAUCAAUGACAACAAGCCACAAUUUGCCGCCGGCACGUACACACACAAAGUGUCGUUGACUACCCCCGCAUCUACUCAGUUCCAGCAACUGGUGGCCACGGAUAAAGACUCGAACGAAAACGCCGACAUAGUGUACUCUCUAGAUCCAAGUUGUGUCGCAUCUGGUCUGUUCGCCAUUGUUGGGGACUUCAUUACGUUAGCACAAACAAUAAACGUGCUGUACGGUACACCGCUUUCCUGCGACGUCCUGGCAACCGACAAGGGAGUCGACCCUGGCCCACUGUCGGAUACGCAGACGAUUUCAUUCAUAUGGAACGAGCGUCCGAUUAUCAGUGGCCCGGAUGUAACGAAGUCGAUAUCACAGAACACGGCGGCGGGCACGUUCGUCCACACACUGGCUGUCACCGACGCCGAGGGCGACGUCUACGGGUGUAUUGUCGCGAGCUCAACGCCCCCAUCGGCGCCCUUCUCAGCCGCCAUUGAAACUGGCACCACGUAUGGGAUCAAGUUUGACGGCGGAACUCUUGAUAGCACGUCUGUUGCAAGCUACAAACUGACAGUGGACUGCAGCGACGGGAACGGGGGGAAAGACUCGAAAUUCAUCACUCUGAACAUAGAGCCGAAUAAAGCACCUUCAUCGUCCUGCACCCCGUCAGCUGGAGUGACACUGGAUGUCAGUACACCGAUCCCAGCCAACACCGCCGUGUACGACUUCCGUGUCACAGACCCCGACAACGACCCCAUCACCAUCACCAUCACAGAAACUCCGUCAACAGGGAUGUUCGUAGUUAAUACAGGCACACAGAAGUUGGAGGUAACGAAGGAUCUACGGACUGAAACCCAGUCAUCGUAUACCCUGAAUGUGAAUAUCAACGACGGCAAAAACCUUCCUGUGACAUGCGUAUUAACAAUAUCAAUAACAAAUCUGAACAUGGCGCCAGUCAUAGCCAAUGCUGGGCAGACUGUGUCGUGGUCAGAAAACACAGCUGUGGGAACUGUUCUGUUUCCGACCGAUGUCCAGGACACUGACCCAACUACGGUGACCAUGUCUGUGACACCAACUUCCGGUUCUAGUUUCUUCGAGAUUGAUCCUGCUAGUAAGCUGAAUUCAUGA
Molecule: messenger RNA, 2421 nt
Organism: Gigantopelta aegis
Lineage: Eukaryota; Metazoa; Mollusca; Gastropoda; Neomphalida; Peltospiridae
Product: protocadherin-16-like
Exons: 14
Coding region: 1-2421 (806 amino acids)
Biological process (GO): homophilic cell-cell adhesion
Cellular component (GO): plasma membrane
Molecular function (GO): calcium ion binding
Source: RefSeq, a predicted model, not a curated record